Molecule: messenger RNA, 3556 nt
Organism: Phodopus roborovskii (desert hamster)
Lineage: Eukaryota; Metazoa; Chordata; Mammalia; Rodentia; Cricetidae
Gene: Sema4d
Product: semaphorin 4D
Exons: 15
Coding region: 281-2866 (861 amino acids)
Biological process (GO): ossification involved in bone maturation; negative regulation of axon extension involved in axon guidance; semaphorin-plexin signaling pathway
Molecular function (GO): chemorepellent activity; semaphorin receptor binding
Source: RefSeq, a predicted model, not a curated record
UCAUUACUUGCAGAGCAGUCUUCCUGAAGACUCCUUUCUGUAAGUGCCAAGAACGACUCCAGAGACCCACCGUACAGAUUGGAAGGGAGAACCAGCAUGAGGUGGUGAAGAAGACCACUGCUAAUCUGACAUGCGGGGACUCAGGAGCCUCACCACUCAUGGACUCCAGUCUGUGCUGCUGGCCCCAGCCCCGGGGCUCUGAGAAGUCCUUGCUGCCACACCACAGCAGCCUCCUGCCAUCUAUGUGUGUUCACUGCUGAAGGACUCGGUGGCCCUGGCCAUGAGGAUGUAUGCCCCCAUUAGGGGGCUGUUCUUGGCCCUGAUGGUAGUGUUGGGGACAGUGGUGGCAUAUGCACCUGUGCCUCGGAUCACCUGGGAGCAUGGAGAGGUAGGUCUGGUGCAGUUUCACGAGCCAGGCAUCUUUAACUAUUCGUCCCUGCUGAUGAGUGAGGACAGAGACACUCUAUACGUGGGGGCCCGGGAAGCUGUCUUCGCAUUGAAUGCACUGAACAUCUCUGAGAAGCAACAUGAGGUGUAUUGGAAGGUCUCUGAAGACAAAAAAGCCAAGUGCGCAGAGAAGGGGAAAUCAAAGCAGACGGAAUGCCUCAACUACAUCCGAGUCCUGCAGCCGCUCAGCACCACCUCCCUCUAUGUGUGCGGGACCAAUGCAUUCCAGCCCACCUGUGACCACCUGAACUUGACAUCCUUCAAGUUUCUGGGGAAAAAUGAAGAUGGCAAAGGAAGAUGCCCUUUCGACCCUGCCCAUAGCUACACAUCAGUCAUGGCUGGGGGAGAGCUCUACUCUGGGACAUCGUAUAAUUUCUUGGGCAGUGAACCCAUCAUCUCUCGAAACUCUUCCCACAGUCCCCUGAGGACAGAGUAUGCCAUCCCGUGGCUGAAUGAGCCUAGCUUCGUCUUUGCGGAUGUGAUCCAGAAAAGCCCAGAUGGUCCUGAGGGUGACGAUGAAAAGGUCUACUUCUUCUUCACGGAGGUGUCUGUAGAGUAUGAGUUCGUUUUCAAGUUGAUGAUCCCACGAGUGGCCAGGGUGUGCAAGGGGGACCAGGGCGGCCUUCGCACUUUGCAGAAGAAGUGGACCUCCUUCCUCAAAGCCAGGCUGCUCUGCUCCCGGCCAGACAGUGGCCUGGUCUUCAACAUACUGCAGGAUGUGUUCGUGCUGCGGGCCCCAGGCCUCAAGGAGCCCGUGUUCUAUGCGGUCUUCACGCCACAGUUGAAUAACGUGGGCCUGUCCGCGGUUUGUGCCUACACGCUGGCCACAGUGGAGGCAGUCUUCUCUCGUGGGAAAUACAUGCAGAGCGCCACGGUGGAGCAAUCGCACACCAAAUGGGUGCGCUACAGUGGCCCGGUGCCCACUCCCCGGCCUGGAGCGUGCAUCGACACUGAGGCUCGGGCAGCCAACUACACCAGUUCUCUGAAUCUCCCAGACAAAACACUGCAGUUUGUAAAAGACCACCCUUUGAUGGACGACUCUGUGACCCCUAUAGACAACAGACCCAAGCUAAUAAAAAAAGAUGUGAACUACACCCAGAUAGUGGUAGACAGGACCCAGGCCCUGGAUGGGACCUUCUACGAUGUCAUGUUUAUCAGCACAGACCGGGGAGCCCUGCAUAAAGCUGUCAUCCUUGGGAAAGAGGUGCACGUUGUCGAGGAGACCCAACUCUUCCCGGACUCUGAGCCGGUCCAAACUCUGCUGCUGUCAUCAAAGAAGGGGAAGAGGUUUGUCUAUGCUGGCUCCAACUCCGGAGUGGUCCAGGCUCCCUUGGCCUUCUGCCGACAGCACGGUAGCUGUGAGGACUGCGUGCUGGCACGGGACCCCUACUGCGCCUGGAGCCCAGCCGCCAAGGCCUGUGUUACCGUGCACCAGGCAGUGGGCACCAGCAGGGGCUGGAUUCAGGAGAUGAGUGGCGAUACGUCCUCGUGUCUGGAUAAGAGUAAAGAAAGUUCCCAUGAGCAUUCCUUCAAGCACGGUGGCAUAGCAGAACUCAAAUGCUUCCAAAAGUCCAACCUGGCCCGGGUGGUGUGGAAGUUCCAGAACGGCGAGUUGAAGGCUGUAAGUCCCAAGUAUGGCUUUGUGGGCAGGAAGCACCUGCUCAUCUUCAACCUGUCGGAGGGAGACAGCGGCGUGUACCAGUGCCUGUCGGAAGAACGGGUGAGGAAUAAGACUGUCUCCCAGCUGCUUGCCAAGCACGUCCUGGAAGUGAAGGUGGUUUCUCGGACCCCCACGUCACCUGCCUCCCAGGCUGUUCAGACAGAAGGUAGUUGGAUCACUUCCAAAAUGCCAGUGGCAUCUACCCAGGGGUCCUCUCCUCCUACCCCUGCUCUGUGGGCAACCUCCCCCAGAGCUGCCACCCUACCUCCCAAGUCCUCCUCUGGCACAUCCUGUGAACCAAAGAUGGUCAUCAACACAGUCCCCCAGCUCCACUCAGAGAAGACAGUGUAUCUCAAGUCCAGUGACAACCGCCUGCUCAUGUCUCUCCUGCUCUUCAUCUUCCUCCUCUUCCUCUGCCUCUUUUCCUACAACUGCUACAAGGGCUACUUGCCCGGACAAUGCUUAAAAUUCCGCUCAGCCCUGCUGCUUGGGAAGAAGAAGCCCAAGUCAGAUUUCUCUGACCUGGAGCAGAGUGUGAAGGAGACGCUGGUGGAACCUGGGAGCUUCUCACAGCAGAAUGGCGACCAGCCCAAGCCAGCCCUGGACACCGGCUAUGAAACCGAGCAAGACACCAUCACCAGCAAAGUGCCCACAGAUCGGGAGGACUCCCAGCGGAUCGACGAACUCUCUGCCAGGGACAAACCGUUUGAUGUCAAGUGUGAACUGAAGUUUGCAGAUUCAGAUGCUGAUGGGGACUGAAGCCAGUGUGUUCCAGCCCAUGUCCCGCAGUCUUUGUGGAGAGUGUUGUGUUGAGCCCGUUCAGUAGCCAAGUCUUGUCACCGUACGCCAGCCUCAGUCCUUUGUCUUCUUUUUCUCUCUGGUUGAGUCUGUGACUUGUUCCUCUUUGUCCUUUUGGGAAACAAAUAUCUAUUCCAGUCUCAAGUCCUACAGUCGCCGGAGCGCUUAUUUAAGAUGUACCUGAGCCCUUUGUGUCCUGGGGGAGCAACGACCACCUCUGUGGCCUGAGAAGAAUGGCCCUUCCUCUUCCCCUUCUCGUAGCAGCCACUGAAAGAUAAUUUAAUUCCAGAUUGGAAAGGACCGUCUAGUUUAUCAGAUUGGUAACGUAUCACCUGCUGUCCAGAUUGGCACGGACUCUUUCUUUCAUUUAAUUAUUUUUGAGGAUUUUUGUGCUGAUUAUGUUGAUGUCUUAGGUCUUUUUUUUUUUUUUUUUUUUUAAACUACCGAAGGAGAUGUUUUACUAUUCAUGAGAAGAUGUGCAUUUUCUAGAUUUUUUUUGUUAUAUAUUGAGAUAAAAUAUGGCUUAUGUCGCUUAAGAUUCUCAGGGAUAGACUUAUUUUUGCUAACUGCAUUCUUUCGUGCUGUUAGGAAUGUAGGCCUAAAACUGUCUCUUGAACUCACUCACCCUUUCAUUUUAGUGUUUUUUUUUUU